AUGAUGAAUGCUUAUUCCAAGAUUGGUUCUACUACUACUACUACUACUACUACCACCCACAAAUCAAGAUCCAUUGAUUUUUCUGAAUUUCCUGCUCCUCCUCAAACACCAAGGAGUAACAACACUCAACUCGAGCAACCACCCUCCAACCAUAUUCAACAAAAACCUAAUAUUAAUCAUAAUUCUUCUCCCACUCAAACUCAAGGACAGAGAUUUGGGGUCAUACUGGGUAGGAGCUGUUCGGUUUCUGCUUCUUCUCCUUCACCCUCUGGGUUUCAGGCAACAAUCAAGAGGGCAUUUUCAGUCACAAGAUCUUCAUCAGUUACAGACAGGUACUGUAGGAUCCAUGACCAGAGCAUGUCAAUACCAUCAGACGACGAAGACAUAAACAUAGAUGAUGCACCAAACAACAAAACUAACAGGAGGGGAAGAAGAGGCAAGAUCCUUAAAGCCUGUAAGCGCCUGUUUGGACUCUAGCUACUUCAUUAGUACUACUAGUAGUCCUCUAAUUAUAUUAUUAUUAUUAUUAUAUUCCUGAAUAAUGAAUGAAUGAAUGAAUGAGCUUCAAUCUGGAAUUAAAUGUUGUUUGUUCAGGAGUUUAUUCCUUUUUUUGUGCAAAUGUUUCUUUUACAUAAUAAUCAUAAUUCAAGUAUGUACAAUUUUGCAGAAUCUCCAAGUACUAGUCUGUGUUAAUUAUUACUAGUAAAAAGCAAAAUCAUAUUUUAUUAUGGUCUCACAUCACCAAACAAUAAGUGCAUCUUUGAUAUCACUGUUACUUUUGUUUUGUCGAAAUCACGGUUAGUCAGCCAUAGUACCAGACAUGUGUAGAUGGAUCGCAUGAUCAAGAUUUGUUGUGUUUGCAAAUUUGCUUAAUAUAUAAUCAUAUAAGAGUGUUAGUAAUUAAAUCCAAUGACUUGCAGUUCCUUGACGAAAUAAUAUAUAAGGUAUGAAUGAACUUGCAAGUGACA
Trifolium pratense (red clover) is the source of this 968-nucleotide messenger RNA. RefSeq lists its product as uncharacterized. The transcript has a single exon. The coding region runs from base 1 to 477 and encodes 158 amino acids. The record is from RefSeq and is a predicted model, not a curated record. NCBI's taxonomy places the organism in Eukaryota, Viridiplantae, Streptophyta, Magnoliopsida, Fabales, Fabaceae.